Molecule: messenger RNA, 1078 nt
Organism: Diorhabda carinulata
Lineage: Eukaryota; Metazoa; Arthropoda; Insecta; Coleoptera; Chrysomelidae
Gene: Dnali1
Product: 33 kDa inner dynein arm light chain, axonemal
Exons: 5
Coding region: 86-817 (243 amino acids)
Cellular component (GO): axoneme; filopodium
Molecular function (GO): dynein heavy chain binding
Source: RefSeq, a predicted model, not a curated record
AAUCCAUGGUUACUAAAUAUGUUUACAAAUGUCAAUCUUGCUAGUUUCUUUUCAUUCCAUUUUCAUACCUUGUCAUAUAUAGAAUAUGACGACAGAAAGAAUAAUACCAUCUCCUAAUACUUUGGUUAAGUAUGAUAAUCCAAUUUUAGUUUCCAAACAUGAUUCAAAAGCGGGACCUUCUGGGGAUGAAGCUGCAAAGAAGACUCCUCUCACCGCAGAUAUUAAACGCGAAGCUGAAGAAAUACUCAAUACAAUUCUACCACCUAAAGAAUGGGAAGACGAUGGACAAUUGUGGAGGCAGUGUGUUUCUACAACACCAGCAACUCGAUUAGAUGUUGUUAAUUUACAAGAACAACUGGAUAUGAGAUUACAACAAAGACAGGCUAGAGAGACCGGUAUUUGCCCAGUGAGAAGAGAACUGUAUACGCAAUGUUUUGACGAAAUUAUUAGACAAGUAACUAUAAACUGUGCCGAAAGAGGAUUGCUGUUAUUGAGAGUUAGAGACGAGAUGCGCAUGACCAUAGAAGCGUAUCAAGCGUUAUAUUGUAGCAGUGUUGCUUUCGGUAUGAGAAAAGCGUUACAGGCGGAACAAGGCAAAUCAGAUUUGUUCGAAGAUGUAGAAACGUUGAAAAAAGAAAAACAAGAUUUGGAAAAUCAAAUAACUGAAUUGAAGCAACGAGCAGAACAGGCGGAUAGGAGGGCGGCCGAAACGAGACUAGCGGAAGAAAGAAAACAUACUGAAGAAAUUGCAUUUUUAAAGAAAACUAAUCAGCAACUAAAGACUCAACUGGAAGGUAUUUUAGCACCUAAGAAGUGAAUAAUGGGGUUUAAAGAAGCAUACGCAGAAGGAAAAUAUAGUCAUUUAUUAAAAUUGUGGAUAUUUUUUCCAAAGCAUUUUUCUAAAAAUAAUAUUAAUUAUAUUUAUAUAUUGUCCCGUAUCGCUUUAAACCAACUGAAGACAUUUUACAUUUGAAAUAGUGUCGCGAGACUUUGGUUUACACAAAAAUGUAAAAGCCUUGGAAAAAGAGUUUUAUACAUUAAUAAAUUCAUCGUAAUAAAAAUAUUUAAUAUCUAUAAA